Messenger RNA from Vavraia culicis subsp. floridensis, 744 nucleotides. RefSeq lists its product as uncharacterized. The record is from RefSeq and is a predicted model, not a curated record. The transcript has a single exon. The coding region runs from base 1 to 660 and encodes 219 amino acids. Lineage: Eukaryota; Fungi; Microsporidia; Pleistophoridae.
AUGAUCAAACGAGAGGUUUUCAAAUUUUUCAACAUUAAAGAAAAGAUAAUUCCUGAAAAUGUGGUCGAAGAUCUGUUCAUAGAAAAGAUGGAUGGUUGGACGGAAGAGAAGGGCGUCUUCGCUUUUUAUUUAAUUGAUAAUUAUAAAUCCAGCUACUCGCUAGAUUUCAAACAAAAAAUACUCUCAUACCUGUCUAUGGUCUUGCUCAACCCCGAUGUUGUGUCCCAGAGCAGUUUCGUGCAGGAGGCAGGCCUGCUCGUUCUCAUGAAGAGGAUACUUGACGAGUGUGAUCUUUCCUAUCAGCGGGUCUACGAUUGCUUGAAAGACCUAGCUGAGUAUGGUGAUGAGGAAAGUGCUAUGAAAAUCCUGAUCCCGUUGAUAUACCAAUGCAGCAAAGAGGCAUCGAAAUUGAAUCUUUUAGAAAAUUUUGCGAAGUAUUUGAAUGCUGUGAUGAUGCUCAUCACCAUUGAAAAGGUGCAGGUAUGGUUUUGCGAUGAAUUUAUCUGGGUCUGUGCGACUCUCAGCUGUUCGAUGGCAAUGAUUAUUAUCGUGGUUUUGUGUACGAAACGAACUGUCCGUGCUUUCUUGACGGGUUCAUGGAGGUAUUCAUCUACGAGAAAUCGGAUAUUUUACAUGUGCAGAGUUUUUCAUGUGAAAUGAUAGCUCAAAAGAUGAUGAGUCAGUUUGAAAGAAUUUAAUAUUUUUAUUUCACAUUUCUACAUACGAUAAAGCUAAAUAUUGCAG